CUGUCCCGGAGCCUCAGACUGGAAUUAUCCGGGAGAGAGGACACACCAUGCGGGCAGCGAGGCUCCAGCCGGCCGCGGUGCUGCUUCUGUUCGCCGCAGUGUGCGGGUCGCGGGCGGAGGUGAUCGAUGACGUCCUGAGCAGCCUCUCCAGAGGAGCAUCCUUCCUGGAGCGGCAGCAUGAACACAUCAACCUGGACGGAGUGGUCGGGUUCCUCAUGCUGCAGGCUGAGCUGAAGGAAGCUGUUCGGACAUGGCCUCACACUGACCUGGUCAGCUGGGGUCAGAGAACCUCCACCGUAGCACUGGUCAAACGUCUCGACCGAAGCUUUGAAAAAGCUGUCGCUGCCCUGCAGCAGAACGACCCCAAGUACUACAGAGAGUUUGAGCCCUUGCUGUCGUGGAGUUUCUGGUUGAUUCCUCAGGAGUGGAGCUCCACAGAUCCCAGCCUGGUCUAUCCCUCCACCAUGACCACUGAGUGUUAUGAUGAGCAGCUCAGUGACAAAUGUCUGACCCUGCUGCUGGGAACCUGGAAGAUGAACGGGACGCCAUGUAUCGUCACCAAGCCGUGUCGGGACACCAUGACUCAUUUUGGUUGUCCGCAUUACUCCCUGUCCCACCAGCUGCUCUACUUCAUGAUCGGAAAAAUGAGAGGCUGCACUAACCUGCUGAAAGGCGACACACGACCGACUAGAGCCAACAUGACUGAGAAAAACUACCAGAAGAUCUUCUGCUCCAACAUGAUGAAGACCAACCAGGACAUCAUCCAAGAUGGUCUGACCGAACAGACGGUCGACAUCUUCAUCGAAAACAUCCUGAUAUGUGGAUUGGCUGGUUUCUCCGACUUCUACAAAGCUGAUUGGCUGCAGCACAUCCUCAGGCUGCAGGACGAGGAAGUUGGCUGCUUCGGGAGAGACAAGAGCAUCAUGUCUCAGAUCAUUGGAGACGAGCUGCUGGAACAGCUGCAGCCCCACAGGAGAGUGAAGAGGAGGGAGAAGAUACUUCCAGAUGGCUGCUCCAGUCACAUGACAGCUGUGGCUGUUGGCGCUCUGGGAGGAUACCUGAACUAUUACCUGACUGAACAGGACAUAACAAAGAGGCCGCUCUCCUGAACGCACAGCCAGCCUCACCCUGCUGCCACAGCCGGGGGGUUGUGUAUUCGGGUGAACAGAAUGUUUUAGAUCAUCAGGUAGAGACUCUCAACACAAUAUCUUGCUUUAUGAAAAUAGUCUUGAGAUGACGAAGUACUUAAAAUGCUGGGAUGUGGCUGUUUGGCACAAAAUGGAAAUUUCCAUGUUGUAUUCUAUGAUUAUAAUGAACAAGAAGUUUAAUUAUCUAUGUGCUCAUUCCUUCCUACAGCUAAGGAUGUAAUUAAUGUCACAAAUGAUGCCUGAAGAAAGUGGUGAUUUAGCAGCUCACGUGGUCUUCGUGGUUUUCUGAUCAUCACCACACUGCUGUCUGUGUUAGUUUGUGUUUCUGUUGAUGGUGACAAACAACAGGAACAGCGGUUGUCUCCUGGUUGGUAUUUUGUUGUCAUUGUA
Messenger RNA from Paralichthys olivaceus (Japanese flounder), 1538 nucleotides. It is a transcript of the gene c5h16orf89, whose product is annotated as chromosome 5 C16orf89 homolog. Gene Ontology annotation, cellular component: membrane; cytosol. Lineage: Eukaryota; Metazoa; Chordata; Actinopteri; Pleuronectiformes; Paralichthyidae. The record is from RefSeq and is a predicted model, not a curated record.